GCACUCAUGAGACGGGUCCCACAAAUGCACAAGGCUCGAAACUUAUCAAAUUCACACUCUGAUACCAUCAAAAUCUGAAGAUCAAAUUAUAAAAUCUCUCUGAUAUCAUAAAUCUCCAAUGAAAUCUCCAAAUACAAGAUUAUGAUUUGUUUCUAAAAUUCUAUAUCAAUCUCGAAAUGGCUAGCUUUCUAACUCGUCACUUCCCGUGGUUUCCUCGUCCUCAAUUUCACUUCUUGAAAUGGUGGACAAGGAAAAACUAUGAGAUAAACUCAAGACAUGCUUCAUUAUGCCAUAGGACCAAAUUUUUUUAAUAAUGAAAAUACUGCCACAAGAGUAGAAGAUGCAACACAAUUUGAUGCUAGUUUUGAUGAUCCAUAUGGUGUUAGUAUACAAUCGAUAUUUGAGGAGCCAAGAGGAGAUGCAAAAGAGUUCUUUGAUCUUUUGCGAGCAGCUGAUACACCUCUUUUUGAUGGGUGUGAUGAUGGUGUCAUUGUCCUAAAGUUGGUGUGUGAGCUCAUGAGUGCAAAAACACUUUUUAACAUGAGUGUUACUAAUUGGGACUAUGUGCUAAAGCGUAGUCUAAUGGCCUUCAAAACAGUUGAUAGGGAAAAAUUGCCAACAUAUUAUUAUAGUGCCAAGAAGAUGUUGAGGCGUCUGGGUCUCGGGUAUAAAAAGUAUGAUGUUUGUGUGAACAAUUGCAUUUUGUAUUAUGGAGAAUAUGAAAGUCAGUGUUAUUUAUAGUGCCCAGUAUGUGAAGAGCCACGAUUUAAGCAACGUGAUGUGCAUUCUGCUAAGCCUAUACCAAGAAAGUCUUUGUGGUAUCUUCCAAUUAUUCCUAGACUUUAGAGAUUGUAUAUGUCUAGGAAAACUGCCGAGCAUAUGACCUGGCAUUUAAAUUGUUAUAAUGAAAAUGAGAAAAUGUUUCAUCCUGCAUGUAGAGAGGCGUGGAAGCAUUUUGAUAUCACUCACCCUAAGUUUGCUAGUGAACCAAGGAAUGUUAGGUUAGGUUUGUGCACUAAUGGGUUCACUCCUUUUGGACAUUCUGCAUCUCCAUACUCUUGUUGGCCAGUAUUUGUGUUAAUUUAUAACCUACCUCCAACAAUAUGCAUGAAGCAAGAAUAUGUAUUCCUUUCAUUGAUUAUCCAAGGUCCCCAAAGUCCUGGAAAGAAUAUUGAUGUAAUGCUUCGACCACUAAUUGAUGAUUUAAAGCAGCUUUGGUAUUCUGGAAUCCAAAUUUAUGAUAGCUUUAGGCAUCAAUACUUUCUGAUGAGGGCUGCACUAAUGUGGACCAUUAGUGACUUACCUGGGUAUGGAAUGUUGUCUGGGUGGAGCACACAUGGUAAAUUAACUUGUCCCUAUUGC
Molecule: messenger RNA, 1362 nt
Organism: Rubroshorea leprosula
Lineage: Eukaryota; Viridiplantae; Streptophyta; Magnoliopsida; Malvales; Dipterocarpaceae
Source: the annotation of a GenBank genome assembly